Molecule: messenger RNA, 1964 nt
Organism: Brienomyrus brachyistius
Lineage: Eukaryota; Metazoa; Chordata; Actinopteri; Osteoglossiformes; Mormyridae
Gene: gtf3c5
Product: general transcription factor IIIC, polypeptide 5
Exons: 11
Coding region: 234-1784 (516 amino acids)
Biological process (GO): transcription initiation at RNA polymerase III promoter
Cellular component (GO): transcription factor TFIIIC complex
Source: RefSeq, a predicted model, not a curated record
CAGGUGGCGGUAUACAGAUUUCAAAUGAUUUAUACGGUCAUUAGAGUAAAAAAAGGGGGAACCAAAAUAUCGUUGCUCUUAGUUUCCGGGCGGUAUUGUAUUCAGUCUGGACAUCCGGUGUAAACAGUAUUCAGGCUUGACACGUAGUAUCUGAAAUGCUAUGAAAUUCAAUAGGUACUUCCAUAAGCAAAACAGACUUUUUUAAUCCAAUUACUAAAGCGUCAAACGCAGGGAUGAAUGCGGAAUCCACGGCUGAAAGGGCGCCAGGAACCGCCUCGACUGCAGGUGCUUCAGCACCAAUUCCGGGCAGCACUGCGGUCCUGACGAUACCGCAAACGUGCCGCCUGGUGUGUGUCGAGUACCCUGGAUACGUAAAAAAUAUUGAUAAGAUGCUGGAAACUGUUGGAGGCGAGAAAGGAGUGUCUAAGACCUACAGUGAUCCCUCUAGAAGACUUGAGUUGAAAUUUCGUCCACGGGACCCUUAUUGUCACCCCGUGUGUGGAAACCGUUUUCCCUCCACCAACUUGUUACUUCGAGUGAGAAGGAAGGUGCGCAAAGGAGGCACCGGGGAGGUGCGAAUCUUCAUGGAGAUCAUGGGUGUUGUCAGCACCACAUAUAAAUUCCAAGGGAUGGCAGAUUUCCAGUAUCUUGCGGUGCACACACAGGCUGAUGGGAAACAAAUGUCUCUGUAUGACAAGAUCAUCCUACAUAAACCAGAGAAGAAGGAAUUUUUUGACAUGGAUGUGCCCUUGUUUAUACCCCCACCUAUCUUCUCCCGCCUCGACACCCCAGUUGACUAUUAUUACCGUCCAGAAAUCCAACACAGGGAAGGCUACAUGCCCCCAUCGGUCUCUAGCGAGAACCUCAUUGGGCAGAGCCGGGCACGCCGCCCCCACAAUGCCAUCUUUGUGACCUUCGAGGACAAGACCGUGCCUUUGGAGCCGCUGGAGGCUGCCGUGCAGAACUGGAAGCGGGUCUGCCUUCAUCCGUGUGAGACCAAGGCUGAGGAGGAGAUGGGGAAGAUGUUUGAGAGAAGGCCCAUCUGGUCACGCAAUGCUGUCAAGGCCAACCUGGAUAUCCACCCUGAGAAGCUGAAGUUGCUGCUGCCAUAUAUGGCAUAUUACAUGUUGACGGGUCCAUGGAGGAGCCUGUGGGUCAGGUUCGGAUACGAUCCCAGAACCGUGGCGGAGGCCAAGGUUUACCAGGUGUUGGACUUCCGGAUUCGCUGCGGGAUGAAACACGGAUACACUCCGAAUGACAUGCCUGUGAAAGCCAAACGAAGUACCUACAAUUACAGCCUGCCCACCACCGUCAACAAGGCAGUUCCCCAGCCAGCCAGCCUGCGGGAAAUCACACAGGAAGGAAGCGCAACCUUGGGGCGCAAGCCUGCCCCCCCCAGGUACAAGCUGAAGGAGUCUGCGUACAUUUUCCGCGAGGGAACGUUGCCACCAUACCGGCAGAUGUUUUACCAGCUCUGUGACUUGGAUGUGGAGCGCAUAAAGACGGUGAUCCACCAGAACGACGGGCAGGAGUUGGAGUGUGAUGAGCGGGACGGCUGGUGUCCGCCCCGGACGGCGGACGAGCUGAGGGACAUCAUGUCCAACAUGAUCAAGCAGAUCAUCCGCGCCAAGCGGCCAGCUCCUUGUCCCUCCAAGACCAAGCGUGCCGCGGCCGAGCCAGAGAGCGCGGACGAGGAGGAGGUGGCCGACGAGGAUGAGGAGGAGUUUCAGCCCUCGGAGGGCAGCGACAACGAGAUGGAGACGGAGAUCCUGGACUACAUGUGACGCCGCAUGCAGCCUGACGGCCUGCUGGAUGCCAUUGGACUGAAUCGCUGAAUCGUAGCAGUUUUUGGAUGAUGCAUCACCUUAUCGCACUUCAUACAUUUAAAUCAGGCGCUUAAAAUUAAAAAUAUUUUCUGAAAUGAUACUGAUUGUCCCUGUCUUGAAUAAAGUAAAGCUCAUAUA